AGUUAUCAGAGAUUGUUAUUGUGGCUGCGGCAGUGAGGUGCUCCUCUCAGUCAGUUACUCUCUCUCGUGUUCCACACUUGCAUCUGAAGCAUAGUCAGUUAAUAGUGCUUCACACUGGUAGUUGAAGCAGUCACUAGUGCUUCACAUUCAUAGUUGAAGCAGUCACUAGUGCUUCACAUUCACAAAUGAAGCAGUCACUAGUGCUUUACAUUCAUAGUUGAAGCACAGUCACUAGUGCUUCACAUUCAUAGUUGAAGCACAGUCACUAGUGCUUCACAUUCACAAAUGAAGCACAGUCACUAGUGCUUCACGCUCGUAGUUGAAACAGUCACUAGUGCUUCACGCUCGUAGUUGAAGCAGUCACUAGUGCUUCACACUCACGGCUGAAGCACAGUCAUUAGUGCUUCACACUCGCAGUUGAAGCACAGUCAUUAGUGCUUCACACUCACAGUUGAAGCACAGUCACUAGUGCUUCACACUCGCAGUUGAAGCACAGUCACUAGUGCUUCACACUCGCAGUUGAAGCACAGUCACUAGUGCUUCACACUCGCAGUUGAAGCACAAUCACCAGUGCAGUUGAAGCACAAUCACCACUCGCAGUUGAAGCACAGUCACUAGUGCUUCACACUCACAGUUGAGGCACAGGAACUUGAUAAGCGUCACUACUGUGGGAGGAAAAAUUGCACUACCAGGGAGCAGCAGUGGCUAACACUAGUUCCAUGUCUCAAGGUGAAUACACAGUUAGCAUCUUUUCCAGUUACCACUAGUGACUAAAGAACCCACUGAAAAAGAGCACGUACUUGUGUAAAUUAUAAGACAAAUGUAUAGAAAAUAAGAAUCAAUUGUUAUGAAUGGUGAAACGGUUACUUACCAAACCACUCUUGAUGGGACGAUAUUACAUGACCGGUAUAUAUUGAGCAGGAGUGUAGCAUCUCAGUGUAGCGCACCAGCUGGUACACUGAUCAAGCUUCUCAGUCAGCCAGAAUUAUAAUGUAACGUGUCUUCCAGAAUCAGCUUCCAUGUUGCUGCCAGAUAUCACCCCCAACUGCUUCCCUGGUCUAACCAGGAAGAAUUCCUUACGAAGUUCCAGUUAUUUACUGGGUCACCACCAUCUGGUCUACACUCCAGGGUCACUGCCAUUACACCAACCAGAAAUGAAGGGAACUGAACCACAGUCACUACACCUACCAGACCCACCUGAAGCAACACCAACAUCAGCACACCUAACAGAGUCAGAUGGAGCAGAGUUAAAAUUACUGCACCUGCUAGUAUCUAAUGGAGCAGAGCUACACUUAUUAAGCCUACCAGACCCUGAUGAAGCAAAGUUGCCAUCAGUACACCUACCAACACCUGAUGAAGCAAAGUUACCAUCAGUACACCUACCAACACCUGAUGAAGCAAAGUUACCAUCAGUACACCUGACAACACCUGUUGAAGGAAAGUUACUAUCAAUACACCUACCAACACCUGAUGAAGCACAAUUACCAUCAAUACCCCUACCAACACCUGAUGAAGAAAAAUUACAAGCACCAGAAUGUGGCAGAACAUUCACAAGACUUUUCCGUAAAUCCUUCAUGAUACAACACAAUAAGCCAAGUAUUAUUUAUUUUCAUUGUGUGUAUAUUUUGGGUGUAUAG
Molecule: messenger RNA, 1637 nt
Organism: Cherax quadricarinatus
Lineage: Eukaryota; Metazoa; Arthropoda; Malacostraca; Decapoda; Parastacidae
Source: RefSeq, a predicted model, not a curated record